Messenger RNA from Phalaenopsis equestris, 643 nucleotides. RefSeq names its product ABC transporter G family member 37-like. Lineage: Eukaryota; Viridiplantae; Streptophyta; Magnoliopsida; Asparagales; Orchidaceae. The transcript is spliced from 5 exons. The record is from RefSeq and is a predicted model, not a curated record. The annotation marks the transcript as partial.
AUGGGCACUGUGGCUCCGUGCCCUGAGGGAGGCGGAAGCUUCUCUGCGUUAUGGGCAAGCGGAGAGGACUCGAUCUUCUCCAAAUCUCCAAGCGAGAGAGGCGACAACGUGGAAUCGGAUUUGCGAUGGGCAGCGCUGCAGAAGCUUCCGACCAUGGACAGGGCGAGGAUGGGAAUUCUGAAUGCUGAGGAUGGGAAGCUGAAGGAGAUCGAUGUCAAGAACCUCAGCUAUCAGGAUAUGAGAAAGCUGCUUGAGAGACUGGUGAAAGUUGUAGAAGAAAGCAAUGAGAAGUUUCUUCUUAAGAUCAAGGAAAGAUUCGAUAGAGUUGGAAUUCAUUAUCCAACAAUCGAAGUCCGGUAUGAGCUUCUAAAUGUUGAGGCUCAAGUAUAUGUGGGGAGAAGAAACUUGCCUUCCUUUUUCAAUUCAAUUCUUAACACAGUUGAGUUCUUAGCCAACUACCUUCAUAUAAUUCCAAGCAAGAAGAGACCAUUCACCAUACUUCACGAUGUUAGUGGAAUCGUCAGGCCUCACAGGUUGACACUGCUUUUAGGGCCCCCGAGUUCAGGGAAGACUACAUUAUUCUUGGCUCUAACUGGGAAGCUAGGCUCGGAUCUUAAGGUUUCUGGAAAUGUGACAUAUAAUG